GUCAGUGGCUACAUAUUAAACCAUUUUGUACAGUGCACCUGGUAUCAGUUCAUUCGGCACAUACUGAAUUACCUGUUCGUUACCUGGCCGGGAAGGAACUUUGUUUUUUGAGGAUUAACUGGGGGAGGGGGUCCCCCAAUUUAAAACACGCAGGGUUGGCCGUUGGUAUGUGAGAUAUACAACACAUAUGCACAUUUUCUGUAACGUUCCCAUAGUGAGGCAUUCUCGCACCCUACUGCUUUAGAAGGGGUUCUGGGAGCUGUAGUUCAGCGGCAGCGCUGAAGCCUAAAAUGACAACGUUGCAUUCUAGGAGAGAGCUCCUGUAGGCGCCCGGACGCAUUAUCAGCACAAAUCCACGUAACAUUACUGUCCCCAGCAGCGCACGUCCGUUUACUUUUUGGGAACGGGACUGUUAUCUGUCCAUGACAUGUUGCUCCUGCCUGGGAGCUAUGUAGGCUUUAUGUCUGGGUUAAGUCGUGUAACAUGAAUGAACUGAUAAGUAUAUAACAUGUCUCCACCCUUGUAUUUUCCUCCCUUUUUUUUUUUUUUUUUUUACAAUAUGAAACUGUAAAGGAAAAUGGCUGACGUCUCUGCUCUCCCCCCAUCCUGUCUGGGGCUGACUGAGAAUGAUCUAACACUCCUCCUCUUCCUCUCGCCGCCUCCUCCAUAGGCCAUUGCUGACCGAACUCUUCCUCCUUUUUGCCCGUUCUGCCCCCAUUUUUUUUCCUGUUUCUAUAUUAACCCGUGCUUGUCCACUCCUGUAUUGAGGAGGCUGGGGCCACACACCUGUGGCCUCCAUAACCCUUACAUUCGACUCUAUGUAGCCAACAAUUAGCCGAGCAGUUCCACUUUUAUUUCUAUCCCUCCCACUGCCCUCUUUUCUCCUCCCCCAUUUCUGUCUUCUCUUCUGCUUUCUGCCAAGCGCCAUUAUUGAGGUGGAGUGAUUGGAAGGGGUGGGUGGGGAAAGCCGAGAGACAUGUAGGCCCUGCCUGCAGUUCAAGGCCUCUGCCUAAUUUAUUUAAAUGCCUGCGCUACUUCAACUUACACGAACAACCUAACAGUGCUUGUUUCAAAUACCGGCCGCUCCCAUCUCUCUCACCUGUUUCCCUUGCCACAAUAAAGCCAACAUGCCCCUAAAAUAAAGACGGAAGCUGCUGGAAAUGUUAUGCAAUGGUCUCUGCAAAAAACUUUAUGCUUGAGGUGGAGCUUCGUAAGAAAAACUUAUGCUGGCUCAACAUUAAGAGGACUAUAAUUUUUUUACUUGCUACAGCUACAUAAGCAGACAAAAUUGCAAAGAUCUGCCCUGUGUCGAGUAUGACAGCCACGACUCGUGGCUCUCCUGUAGGAGGGAAUGAAAGCCAGGGCCAAGCACCUGAUGGACAGUCCCAACCUCCACUCCAGCAGAAUCAGACUUCCUCACCUGAUUCUUCCAAUGAAAAUUCUCCAGUCAGCCCUCCAGGUGAGCAUGGCCAGGAUGGGGAUGCUCCACCUCAGCUUGAAGAUGAGGAACCAGCUUUUCCUCACACUGACUUGGCCAAGUUAGAUGACAUGAUCAACAGACCUCGCUGGGUUGUACCAGUUUUGCCUAAAGGUGAAUUAGAAGUUCUUCUAGAAGCUGCUAUUGAUCUUAGUAAAAAAGGCCUUGAUGUGAAAAGUGAAGCAUGUCAACGAUUCUUUCGAGAUGGGCUUACAAUAUCCUUUACUAAAAUUCUUACUGAUGAGGCAGUAAGUGGCUGGAAGUUUGAAAUUCAUAGGUGUAUUAUUAACAACACUCAUCGCCUUGUUGAACUUUGUGUGGCAAAGCUGUCCCAAGAUUGGUUUCCUCUUCUUGAACUUCUUGCUAUGGCCUUAAAUCCUCAUUGUAAAUUCCAUAUCUACAAUGGUACACGUCCAUCAGAAACCGUUCCUGCCGGAGUACAGUUGGCAGAAGAUGAGCUUUAUGCCCGUCCUCCUGAUCCACGUUCACCAAAGGGUUGGUUAGUAGAUCUCAUCAAUAAAUUUGGCACAUUAAAUGGUUUCCAGAUCUUGCAUGAUCGGUUUAUGAAUGGCUCAGCAUUGAAUGUCCAGAUCAUUGCAGCUCUAAUAAAGUCGUUUGGACAGUGCUAUGAUUUUUUAACCCUUCACACAGUUAAGAAAUACUUCCUUCCAGUUAUAGAAAUGGUUCCACAGUUCCUAGAAAAUUUAACAGAUGAUGAGUUGAAAAAAGAAGCAAAAAAUGAAGCCAAAAACGAUGCUCUAUCCAUGAUAAUAAAAUCCCUAAAGAGUCUAGCUUCUCGAGUACCAGGUCAAGAAGAAACUGUCAAAAACUUAGAAAUAUUUAGGCUAAAAAUGAUUCUUAGAUUGUUACAAAUUUCUUCCUUUAAUGGAAAAAUGAAUGCACUUAACGAAGUCAACAAAGUGAUAUCUAGUGUAUCAUAUUAUACGCACAGACAUGGAAAUCCAGAGGAGGAGGAAUGGUUGACUGCAGAGCGUAUGGCAGAGUGGAUCCAACAAAACAGCAUCUUGUCAAUUGUUUUGCGGGAUAGCCUUCAUCAACCACAGUAUGUAGAGAAGUUGGAGAAGAUUCUGCGGUUUGUGAUAAAAGAAAAAGCAUUAACAUUGCAAGAUCUAGACAAUAUUUGGGCAGCUCAGGCAGGCAAACAUGAAGCCAUUGUAAAGAAUGUCCAUGACCUCCUUGCAAAGUUAGCUUGGGAUUUUUCUCCAGAACAACUUGACCACCUGUUCGAUUGUUUCAAGGCAAGUUGGACAAACGCAAGCAAAAAACAACGUGAGAAACUCCUUGAAUUGAUCCGAAGGUUGGCAGAGGAUGACAAGGAUGGUGUAAUGGCUCAUAAAGUAUUAAACCUCCUUUGGAAUUUGGCACAUAGUGAUGAUGUACCAGUUGAUAUCAUGGACCAGGCACUAAAUGCCCAUAUAAAAAUUUUGGAUUAUAGCUGUUCGCAGGUUGGUAAAGAUCGAGAUACUCAAAAGAUUCAAUGGAUAGAUCGAUUUAUAGAAGAGCUUCGUACAAAUGAAAAGUGGGUAAUUCCUGCACUUAAGCAAAUUAGAGAGAUUUGCAGUUUGUUUGGUGAAGCACCACAGAAUUUAAGUCAAACUCAGCGCAGUCCUCAUGUGUUUUACCGUCAUGAUUUAAUUAACCAACUUCAGCACAAUCAUGCUCUUGUUACUUUGGUGGCUGAGAAUCUCUCCUCGUACAUGGACAGUAUGCGACAGUACUUAAAAGAACAUGGAGAAUAUGAUCCACAAACUGUGAGACCAGGAAGUCGAUAUAGCCAUGUACAGGAGGUCCAAGAAAGACUAAAUUUUUUGAGAUUCUUACUAAAGGAUGGCCAACUUUGGCUUUGUGCACCACAAGCAAAACAGAUAUGGAAGUGCUUAGCUGAAAAUGCUGUCUACCUUUGUGACCGUGAAGCCUGUUUUAAGUGGUACUCCAAACUUAUGGGAGAUGAGCCGGACUUGGAUCCAGACAUAAAUAAAGAUUUCUUUGAAAACAACGUGCUGCAAUUGGAUCCUUCCCUUUUGACAGAAAAUGGCAUGAAAUGCUUUGAACGUUUUUUUAAAGCUGUAAACUGUCGAGAAGGAAAACUUGUUGCAAAACGGCGAGCUUACAUGAUGGAUGACUUGGAACUCAUAGGACUUGAUUACCUGUGGAGGGUUGUCAUUCAAAGUAGUGAUGAUAUUGCAAGCCGAGCAAUAGAUCUUCUUAAAGAAAUUUACACAAACCUUGGGCCCAGGCUGCAAGUCAAUCAGGUGGAGAUCCAUGAAGAUUUCAUUCAGUCUUGCUUUGAUCGUUUGAAAGCCUCAUAUGACACACUGUGUGUACUAGAUGGUGACAAAGACAGUGUUAACUGUGCAAGGCAAGAGGCAAUUCGAAUGGUCAGAGUAUUGACUGUUUUAAAAGAAUAUAUAAAUGAAUGUGAUAGCGACUACCACGAAGAGCGAACAAUUCUUCCAAUGUCAAGGGCAUUUCGUGGGAAGCACAUCACUUUGGUAGUAAGGUUUCCAAAUCAGGGACGGCAAGUGGAGGAUUUGGACAUAUGGUCUCACACAAAUGACACAAUAGGCUCUGUGCGGCGUUGUAUACUUAAUCGAAUCAAAGCAAAUAGUGCACAUACAAAAGUUGAACUCUUUAUUGGUGGAGAAUUGAUAGAUCCGUCAGAAGAUAGGAAACUGAUUGGACAAUUAAAUCUCAAAGAUAAAACUUUAAUAACAGCCAAACUUACCCAGAUAAGUGCAAAUAUGCCUUCAAGCCCUGACAGCUCAUCAGACUCUUCAACUGGAUCUCCCGGAAAUCAUGGAAACCAUUAUAGUGAUGGUCCCAAUCCAGAAGUAGAAAGUUGCCUACCUGGUGUGGUAAUGUCCUUACAUCAUAGGUAUAUAUCUUUUCUUUGGCAAGUUGCAGACUUGGGCAGCAGCUUAAAUAUGCCACCUCUGCGUGAUGGUGCACGAGUCCUCAUGAAACUUAUGCCACCAGAUAACACUAUAGUAGAAAAACUCAGAGCAAUCUGUUUAGAUCAUGCAAAACUUGGAGAAAGUAGCCUAAGUUCUUCUCUAGAUUCCCUUUUCUUUGGUCCUUCUGCUUCUCAAGUUCUUUACCUGACUGAGGUAGUGUAUGCCUUAUUAAUGCCUGCCAAUGCCCCCCUUGGAGAAGAUGCAUGUGAUUUCCAAUACAACUUUUUAAAGAGUGGCGGUUUGCCACUUGUUUUAAGCAUGCUGACCCGGAAUAAUUUCCUACCAAAUGCUGACAUGGAAACAAGGAGAAGUGCCUAUCUUAAUGCCCUGAAAGUCGCCAAAUUGCUGCUUACUGCUAUUGGCUAUGGCCAUGUUCGUGCUGUUGCAGAAGCCUGCCAACCUGUUGUGGAAGGCACAAACCCUGUUUCACCGGCAACGCAUGAUCAAGCAGUGGUUCUUCAAAAUGCCCUUCAGAACAUUCCUAAUCCAACUUCAGAGUGUAUGUCGAGAAAUGUUGCGAUUCGGCUUGCACAACAAAUUUCUGAUGAGGCUUCUAAAUACAUCCCUGAUAUUUGUGUUAUAAGAGCAAUACAAAAAAUCAUAUGGGCAUCUGGUUGUGGAUCUGUCCAGCUGGUAUUUUCAGCCAACGAGGAAAUAAGUAAAAUUUAUGAAAAGACAAAUGCUGGAAAUGAGCCAGAUCCAGAAGAUGAACAAGUUUGCUGUGAAGCUCUAGAAGCUAUGACACUUUGUUUUGCUUUGAUUCCAACAGCAUUAGAAGCUCUGAGUAAAGAAAAAGCAUGGCAGACUUUCAUCAUUGACUUGCUUUUGCACUGUCAGAGCAAACUUGUGAGACAAAUGGCUCAGGAACAAUUUUUUCUCAUGGCUACAAGAUGUUGCAUGGGACAUAGACCAUUGAUCUUCUUUAUUACUCUUCUGUUUACGGUGCUUGGGAGUACUGCCAGAGAGAGAGCAAAACAUGCUGGUGACUAUUUUACUUUACUGAGGCAUCUUUUAAACUAUGCAUUCAACAGCAACAUUAACAUCCCCAAUGCAGAAGUUCUGCUCAACAAUGAGAUUGACUGGCUAAAAAGGAUUAGAGAUGAUGUAAAGAGAACAGGUGAAACUGGUAUUGAGGAGACAAUCUUGGAAGGCCAUCUAGGAGUAACAAAAGAAUUGCUAGCAUUUCAGACUCCAGAAAAGAAAUACCAUAUUGGAUGUGAAAAAGGAGGGGCAAACCUUAUCAAGGAGUUGAUAGAUGACUUCAUAUUUCCAGCAUCCAAUGUUUAUUUGCAGUACAUAAAAAGUGGAGAGUUGCCAGCUGAACAAGCUAUUCCCGUGUGUAGUUCUCCUGCUACCAUCAAUGCAGGGUUUGAGUUGCUAGUAGCUUUAGCAGUGGGAUGUGUUCGGAACCUCCGGCAGAUUGUGGAUACGUUAAACGACAUGUAUUACACAGGUUGUGAAGCACUUACUGAAUGGGAGUAUCUGCCUCCUGUUGGGCCAAGGCCGCCAAAAGGCUUUGUUGGAUUAAAAAAUGCUGGCGCUACUUGCUACAUGAACUCUGUUAUCCAGCAAUUGUACAUGAUUCCUGCCAUCCGAAAUGGAAUUCUUGCUGUUGAAGGCACAGGUAGUGAUGUUGAUGACGACAUGUCUGGGGAUGAGAAGCAAGACAACGAGAGCAAUGUUGAUCCGCGAGAUGAAGUGUUUGGCUACCCUCACCAAUAUGAUGACAAGCCUUCUCUCAGUAAAACAGAGGACAGAAAAGAGUACAAUAUUGGUGUGCUUAGGCAUUUACAGGUUAUCUUUGGCCAUUUAGCUGCUUCCAGAUUACAGUACUACGUACCAAGAGGCUUUUGGAAACAGUUCAGGCUUUGGGGAGAACCUGUUAAUCUUCGGGAACAACAUGAUGCUUUAGAGUUUUUUAACUCUCUGGUUGACAGUUUAGAUGAAGCUUUAAAAGCCUUAGGUCAUCCAUCUAUGUUGAGUAAAGUUUUAGGUGGAUCGUUUGCUGAUCAAAAAAUUUGCCAAGGAUGCCCACAUAGGUACGAAUGUGAGGAAUCAUUCACCACCCUGAAUGUAGAUAUUAGAAACCACCAAAACCUUCUAGAUUCAAUGGAGCAGUAUGUCAAAGGAGAUCUUUUAGAAGGAGCAAAUGCUUAUCAUUGUGAGAAGUGCAACAAAAAGGUUGACACAGUGAAGCGUUUGCUCAUCAAGAAGCUGCCUCCUGUUCUAGCAAUCCAGUUGAAGCGAUUUGAUUAUGACUGGGAAAGGGAAUGUGCAAUCAAGUUCAACGACUAUUUUGAGUUUCCAAGAGAGCUUGACAUGGAGCCAUACACCGUGGCAGGAGUGGCCAAGUUGGAAGGAAAUGAUGUGAACCCAGAAAAUCAGGUCAUACCCAAUGAACAAACUGAAAAUGAACCUGCUGUUAGUACUAAAUACAGACUAGUAGGAGUGUUGGUGCACAGUGGGCAGGCCAGUGGUGGGCACUACUAUUCUUACAUCAUCCAAAGAAAUGGUGGAGAUGGUGAAAAGAACCGUUGGUAUAAAUUUGAUGAUGGAGAUGUAACAGAAUGCAAAAUGGAUGAUGAUGAAGAAAUGAAAAAUCAGUGCUUUGGUGGAGAAUACAUGGGGGAAGUGUUUGACCACAUGAUGAAGCGGAUGUCCUACAGGCGACAAAAGAGGUGGUGGAAUGCCUACAUUCUCUUUUAUGAACGUAUGGAUACUCUAGACAAAGACAAUGAAAUGGUGAAAUACAUCUCUGAACUAGCAAUCACCUCUAAACCUCAUCAAAUCAAGAUGUCAUCAGCCAUUGAACGUAGUGUUCGUAAGCAAAAUGUGCAGUUCAUGCACAACAGGAUGCAAUACAGCUUAGAAUAUUUUCAGUUUAUAAAGAAGUUGCUAACCUGUAACAGCAUCUACCUAAAUCCCCCUCCAGGACAAGAUCAUCUGUUGCCUGAGCCAGAAGAAAUAACUAUGAUUAGUAUACAGCUUGCUGCUAAAUUCUUGUUCACCUCAGGAUUUCACACAAAGAAAGUUGUCCGUGGUCCAGCCAGUGACUGGUAUGAUGCUCUUUGUAUCCUUCUUCGGCAUAGUAAGAAUGUACGCUUUUGGUUUGCACACGGCGUUCUUUUUGCUUAUCCUAACCGAUUCUCAGAAUAUCUGUUGGAAUGCCCCAGUGCUGAAGUAAGGGGUGCUUUUGCAAAGCUUAUAGUAUUUAUUGCACAUUUUUCUCUACAAGAUGGACCCUGUACCUUACCCUUUGCAUCACCUGGACCUUCAAGUCAGGCUUAUGAUAACUUGAGUCUGAGUGAUCAGCUACUAAGAGCAGUGCUGAAUCUUCUGCGCAGAGAAGUAUCAGAGCAUGGUCGACACUUGCAGCAAUACUUUAACCUGUUUGUCAUGUAUGCCAACCUUGGCAUGCAAGAAAAGACCCAGCUCUUAAAACUCAAUGUGCCUGCAACUUUCAUGUUAGUAGCAAUGGAUGAAGGCCCCGGUCCUCCAAUUAAAUACCAGUAUGCUGAAUUGGGCAAAUUGUACACUGUAGUGUCACAACUAAUCCGGUGUUGCGAUGUAUCAUCGCGUUUGCAGUCUUCUAUUAAUGGUAACCCACCACUUUCCAACCCCUAUGGAGAUCCUAAUUUAUCUCAGCCUAUUAUGCCACUCCAGCAGAAUGUGGCAGAGCUACUGUUUGUAAAAACCAGUUACGUGAAGAAAAUUAUUGAGGACUGCAGCAAUUCAGAAGAAACCAUCAAGCUCCUUCGAUUUUGUUGCUGGGAAAACCCACAGUUUUCAUCUACUGUUCUGAGUGAACUGCUUUGGCAGGUGGCAUAUUCAUACACAUAUGAACUUAGGCCCUACUUGGAUCUCUUGCUACAGAUUUUAUUGAUUGAGGACUCUUGGCAAACCCAUAGGAUUCACAACGCACUUAAAGGAAUACCGGAUGACAGAGAUGGCCUGUUUGAUACCAUCCAGCGCUCCAAGAACCACUAUCAGAAAAGAGCUUAUCAAUGUAUAAAGUGUAUGGUAGCACUCUUUAGCAACUGUUCUGUUGCUUACCAAAUACUGCAGAGUAAUGGUGAUUUGAAAAGGAAAUGGACCUGGGCAGUAGAGUGGUUAGGGGAUGAAUUGGAACGAAGGCCAUAUACAGGCAAUCCUCAGUACACUUACAACAAUUGGUCUCCGCCUGUUCAAAGCAAUGAAACCUCAAAUGGCUACUUUUUAGAGAGAUCACACAGUGCCAGAAUGACUCUUGCAAAAGCUUGUGAGCUCUGCCCAGAAGAGGAGGCAGAUGAACAAGAUGCCCCCGAGGAACAUGAAUCCUCUCCCCCGGAAGAUGCCCCAUUAUAUCCCCAUUCUCCUGGCUCCCAGUAUCAGCAGAAUAACCAGUUGCAUGGACAACCAUAUACAGGCCCAGCAGCACAUCAUAUGAACAAUCCUCAGAGGACUGGCCAACGAGCACAAGAAGACCUUGAAGGCAGUGAAGAAGUUCCCCUGAUUCAAACAAAAGAUUAGAAUAUUAUACAUAAUCAUUUUACUUUACUCUACCAAGACUGUGCACCCAGGCCUUACAGUCCAACCUUUCUUUUGUGUCUGGCUAAUAUUAAAACUAGAAAAAGGAAAAAAAAACUAUUCCUAAUUAACUUGGAGUGGAGAGUCUAUUCACUGUCUUAUCUGCAGAAACUUGCUGUUGAUAUAUAACCCGCCUGCAGUGGAAAGUGUAUAGUGUUUUGUAAUAAACAGCCUGAUGCUAAUGUGUAAAUGGCAAAGGUGUACAUAGUAUAUUAAUGUUUGACUGUUAAUUCCUAAGCAAAUUCCCCCUUUUAAUUUUUUUUUUUUAUUACUAUUAUUUUGGGACUUGACGAUAUUCACAGAUUUUCAAAAAGAAGAAAAUAGCAAAAUCAAGAAAAGUCAGAAAACUUGUUUCAGCUCAUCGCAAGUUUUUCUGCCAAGUGGCAGCUGGAUUGAAAAAGAGAAACAGACACUUUCCACUUCAACCACAGAAAUAGUUUAUCUUUACCACGGAGUAGUUUUCAUUUAGAGCUACUCAAAGGCUGAUUUUUUUUUUUUUUGGUUGACGUGGGCAAGUGGUGAUGUUACACAUUGUUUCUAGACUUCCUUUCAUUGCCUUCUUCAUAACUGACAUUAGGUUUUACAUCUUGAAAUUCUUGUUAUGCUGUAACAUAUAGCAUGGCUUCACACCAAGUUAGUGUAGCCAGACAUAGGGGAUUAGGGAGGGUUGGUGAGGAUGAUAUGCCAUGUUGUUUGACCAACAGUUGCACUGUUUAGUUUGUUCCCCACCCCUGUUGUUGUGAUUUGUUUGGGUUUUUUUCCCCCCUUUGGCUUUUUCCUUUUGUUAUACCUUGGCUUUGAAAUGGGAGAGUGAAAAACUUUGAGUUGCACAGUUGCCCAUUCCUAAUAUUUUAAAGAAUCACUUGAGGGCUGGAUACACAUUGGUUUCACAAAUUUAAUAGGAGGUGAAAAAUGAUAUAGCAAAACAAAUAUGCAAACAUAAGCUAUGCCAGGAUCCCUUGUGCAUAGUACAGAAGGUAUUUAAUGCGCUUGUUUUGUUUUUGUAAAGACUAUUACAAAACAUGUCCAGUACUUUUUCAUUCUUCUUGAAAUGGAGGCCUAGGACAUAUUUUACUUGUGAAUGCCACUGCCUGGGUAAAAUCAGAUCCAUAAAACAAUUCUACUCAAAAUUAGAGUUGUCUUGUAGCCCUUGCUCCAUUCUGUAAGAAAUAUUUAACAUAAGGAAGGGUCUGCAUAUAAUAGAAACUACUGGUUAGUCCACUGCAGUUUUGAGGCAUCGUGAUUCCAGGAUUAAAAAAAAAGUUUUACAAAUUUCAGCAUCAGUAAAUACUGUAUUUAAAAGAGAAUUGGUAACUUGAAUGUGUGGGUUUUUUGUUUUUUUUUUUGAAACCUGUCUAAAAACCAAAUACCCCUGCAAAACAGCCCACCCUAUAAUAUUUAAAUAUUUUGCUGUUUUAUUUUAUAGAAAUUAUUUUGCUGAAUUCACAAAUAGAAUUUGAUUUAAGAAGAAAA
Molecule: messenger RNA, 10491 nt
Organism: Xenopus laevis (African clawed frog)
Lineage: Eukaryota; Metazoa; Chordata; Amphibia; Anura; Pipidae
Gene: usp9x.S
Product: ubiquitin specific peptidase 9 X-linked S homeolog
Exons: 45
Coding region: 1315-8961 (2548 amino acids)
Biological process (GO): developmental process; ubiquitin-dependent protein catabolic process; cell migration
Cellular component (GO): cytosol; nucleus
Molecular function (GO): cysteine-type deubiquitinase activity
Source: RefSeq, a predicted model, not a curated record